UGUCUGUCCGUUCGUUCUUCCCAAUAGUUGAAUCGAACCAAAAGAAAGAUGUGGAGUGUGUUCUUCGUUGGGUUGGUUGUUGGAGUGCUAGCAGUUGUGAGUCUGGAACUGGUGGGAUUGUUGUUCGUGUUAAAUCGAUUGAAUCGAAGGAUCAAACGAGAAUCUCUUGCUGCCUCGAAUCCCCAGUCUCAACCUCCCCUCGAUUUCGCUUACAACAAGCAGGGGACUGUUUGGGUUCUUGAAUCAGAAAAAGCUCCAACACCCAGGGAGCAGAAGCGAAAAAAGGACUCGCCCUUGGAGGUUUCCCCUACCCGAAAACAUGCUAAAAUCCUGGAAAACAACUUGGUUUUCAUACAUUCUGAUGCUUCCCGCACUACUACUAUUCCCCUUAAGGGCUGCAUCAUUGAGGCUGUUUCCGCAACCAAUUUACCCUCAAGAAAAUGGACCAAGAGAUUUCCAAUAAGAGUGGAAAGCAAAACUUCACCCAUCUACAAUGGAAGUAAAACAAUUUACCUUUAUCUGGAGACUUCUUGGGAGAAGGCAUCAUGGUGCCAAUCUCUUCGUCUUGCUUCAUUUGAGGAUAAAGAAAAGCUGAGCUUGUUUGCUAAGCUGAAUGAAGACUUUCGUGCUUACUUAGCAUCUUUAAAUGCUGGAUAUCCGUCGUUUAUGAAACCCUCUUUAGGUUUCAGUGCUGAGCCAAUGGAUAAGGGAGGUAAAUUUGAUGGAUCUUCAUCAAAAGUUAGAUUAUUUUGGAGAAAGCUUUCCAAAAAGGCCAUAAAGCCUGGUAUGGAAAAUAAGGGAAUUUGGACAUCUCAAACUGCCCGUGAAGAUAGAAAGACUUGUGAGAAACAGCAUCCAUUCCAAGAUUCAGUGACAAAGAAAGUACCAAACAAUUCGACCGAAGAAAAUAUGCCAUUUCCAUUACAGCAAGGUUUUCCUUGUACAGUUAGUCAAAGUGCUUCUGUUGCUUCUGAUGCUGAUUCAGAACAAGAAAAGUUUAGUUUUGAUGAAGGGACGCUCUGCUGGAACUUGUUAAUUUCUCGAAUGUUUUUUGAUAUCAAAGGAAAUGCAGCGUUGAAAAGUUCUAUUCAAGCACGGAUUCAGAGAACAUUGUCCAAUAUGAGGACCCCUAGUUACAUUGGUGAAGUCAUUUGUACUGAUUUAGACAUUGGAAACCUCCCACCUUAUAUCCAUGCAACGAGGCUUCUUCCUACAGACAUGAAUGAGGUAUGGGCAUUUGAAGUUGAUGCUGAAUAUUCUCAUGGAAUUCUGUUAGAUGUUGAGACCAGACUAGAAGUUAGUGACCAGGAUUUUCAAAAAGGCCUAGUGGAUCCGAGUUCAGAAUCAAGUUCUGCUGAGAAUGUCUCUUCAGACCUUCUUGAAGGCUUUGAGCAUUUUGGAAAGCAUUUGAAUCUUCCUGAAGAGGAUGAGGUCGACCCCAAAGUUGUGAAAGAAACUGGCCAAGUGAACUUACAUUUGAUGUUUCUAUCAUUUGUGCAGGCGGCUAUACGGGAAACUAUGGUGCUUCCAAACUGUGAGAGUGCAUGCAUUCCUUUCAUGCUAGCAGAAAAAGAUGAUUGGGUCCCAAGGAAAGAUGCCCCAUUUAUAUGGCUUAAUCAAGAGGCAGCUACGGAUAAUAACAUUGAAGCAAAGGAAAAUAGCAGGAAAACCUCAAGCUCUCAUCCAGAGAGCAAGAAUCCAAAGCCGAAGAAGGAUUCCUCUCGGGAUUUAGGCACCGAGUCUGAAGCCAUACCGUCAUCAAGUUCUUCAGCAAAGAGUAGGUCUUUGCAAGAUCUAAGAACUCCCCUUCUUGCGAUUGAUGAACCACAUGAAACACACCAGCAGAAUAGAGAGGAAACUUCAGAUUCUGUGUCGGUAUCUAGGUCUUUGACCGAGUCUGAACGGCAGAGUAAUGUAGGCGACGACAUUGAUUCAAGGUCAAAGAAGACGGGGAGGAGGGCAAGGAUGAUGGAUUUGACGAAGAAAAUGGGAGAGAAACUUGAAGAGAAGAAGCGACACAUUGAAGAAAGGGGUAGGCACAUUGUUCAGAAAAUGAGAGGACCUUGAGACCAGUUGAAACUUCAUGGCAUUCAUUCUUUGAUGCUGAAAAGGACUGUAAAUGUGAACUUGAAGAACUAUAUAUCAAAGAAAUAGUAUAUUUAUAGU
This is a messenger RNA of Hibiscus syriacus, 2166 nucleotides long. RefSeq lists its product as uncharacterized. Gene Ontology annotation, cellular component: endoplasmic reticulum. The coding region runs from base 49 to 2067 and encodes 672 amino acids. Gene Ontology annotation, molecular function: lipid binding. The transcript is spliced from 6 exons. Lineage: Eukaryota; Viridiplantae; Streptophyta; Magnoliopsida; Malvales; Malvaceae. The record is from RefSeq and is a predicted model, not a curated record.